This is a messenger RNA of Fusarium mangiferae, 516 nucleotides long. RefSeq lists its product as uncharacterized. NCBI's taxonomy places the organism in Eukaryota, Fungi, Ascomycota, Sordariomycetes, Hypocreales, Nectriaceae. Bases 1 to 516 code for a protein of 171 amino acids. The record is from RefSeq and is a predicted model, not a curated record. The transcript has 2 exons.
AUGAACUCCUUUGGCAGUAACGAGCACUACUUGGGCAUGAACGAUCCAUCGUUCGACAUGUUCGCCGAGUUCGCUGAUAUGGAGCAGAUUGCCAGCAAAGGACCUCAGCUUGAUCAACAAAGCCAAACCAACAACAAGGUUGCCGUCGAUCCUGCCAAUGUUAUACUGAGGUUAGUCAUGGAAUACCAGAUCAAGGCAACCCAGCAACUUGGCAAGAUUGAGGAGAAGCUGGAGAAGAUUAGCCAGAAAAGUGACGAUCUUGAGAAAAAGAUCGAUGAACAGAGCAAAAGACUGGAAAAGCUAGAGACGUACUCUCUCGAGCGAUCGCAGGCGAUCAUUGAAAGACAAAACGAGUGCAUUGGUCUGCUGGAAUCCCCGGGGUUGAGGCAGAGGUAUGCAGCGUCGGACUACGGCCAUGACUCUGACUCUCUGUCCGAUUACUCCGACUCUGGUUUCAGCCAGGAAUCAGAGUCUAACUCGGACAUUUUUACCCGCCAUGAUCUGAACUACCACUGA